GCAAAUUUCACUACCGGAAAAUGCCAACUACUCGAAGUGCAAAUCAUCCAGCUCCAAAAAGAGCGAUCUCACCGGAUAGUGAUGACGGAGAAGAGGACGAUUUCAAAUCAAAAAGGACCCCAUCUGGUCGUGGACGUGGUGGCCGCGGACGAGGACGCGGCCGUGGCCGCGGAGGAGCCACCGCCGCUGGGGCAACCGUUGAAGGUGGUGAAAGCACCCGAGGAGGAGGAACUGGCCGUGGUGGGAGAGGACGUCCACGUGGAUCCAAGAAUUCAGACGGCGGAGCAGGAGGUCCGCCAGCCAAGCGUGGAAGAAAGAAGAAGGCAAAGUCGGAGUCUGAAGAUGAGGCUGAGUCGGACCAUCUUCAUGACGAGCUGAAGAAGUGUCUGUCGAUUUUGAAAGAGUUUGAGAAAAGCACACAUGAUUCCUUCACAUUUCCAUUCCGUAAGCCAGUUGACGUUGUCCUACUUGGCCUCACCGACUAUCACGAGGUCAUCAAGAAGCCAAUGGACAUGUCAACCAUCAGAAAGAAGUUGAUCGGCGAGGAGUACGACACUGCAGUUGAGUUCAAGGAAGACUUCAAAUUAAUGAUCAACAAUUGUCUCACUUACAACAAUGAAGGGGAUCCAGUAGCUGAUUUUGCUCUUCAAUUCCGCAAAAAAUUUGCUGCCAAAUGGAAGAAGGAAUUCCCAGAGGACGGAGACAGUUUUGGACAGGAGAAAGGUGAAAAAGAAGGAAGUGACAAUGAAGAUGACGAGGAAGAGGUUGAUGAAAAAGAAAAGGAAGAAGAAGUAAAAGAAGACAAUGCAGAAGAGAAACCUGCUGAAGAACCUGAGCAGCCAGAUGAGAAGGAAGAAGAGGAUCAUGAAGAUGAACGAGAAGAACAGGAGGAGGAAGAUUCCAGUGAUGAAGAGGAUGGUCUUGACGAUGAUGACGUCAGGCGUCACAUACCAGCAUCAACAUCAGCUCCAGUCGCCAAGCAUCCAGAAGCCGCGAUGCCAGAGCCAGCUGCCGAGCAUUCCUCAAUUCAGUCAUCCGAAGCUCAAGCUCUGGGAGAAAUUUCAGGAGCACACCCGAUACACAUCGGCGAGUCGGAGAUUGCCGGACAUGCCGCAGACUCCACUACGGGAGAGAGUCAUGCCUAGGCACAAAUUCAACUUCAGAAAUGCUGUUGGGAAUACAGUAUACUGAUAAAAACGAAUUCAAAACAGUAAUCAUCUUUUAUUUCACACUAAAACCAUGUCAACUGAUUCCCAGCCGCUUUUUGUAAACAAUUUUCAACUUGGACCAAUGUAUGCAUCUCUUAAAUACCCACCCACUCAUUUAGAGAUUAUUCCUAAAGUAUUCCAAUUUGUCAUGCAGUUCCUUCAGUUGUAAGAAACAUUAUCCCGAUACUUCUUUUUGUAUUAUGAAUCUCAAUCGACCCUUAUGAAUUUAUUUGACAAUUAAUGCUUUUUCAGCGUUUCCCUUUCCACCCUAUUCCUCAUUUUAUACCUCAAUUUGGUCCACCAAACUUUUCCAAUCGGAAAUCAUUCCCCCACUCACAAAAUAAAUGAGCACAAAUCAGCAAUAUAGUACUAUAUAAAAAUUUAUCUCCAAUCUGUAUUUUGAAUCAAAUGUUCAAAAAAAUAAAUUACAUCAAAAUAAAUAU
Caenorhabditis elegans is the source of this 1651-nucleotide messenger RNA. It is a transcript of the gene F13C5.2, whose product is annotated as Bromo domain-containing protein. The record is from RefSeq and is marked reviewed. Lineage: Eukaryota; Metazoa; Nematoda; Chromadorea; Rhabditida; Rhabditidae.